Molecule: messenger RNA, 1155 nt
Organism: Aspergillus viridinutans
Lineage: Eukaryota; Fungi; Ascomycota; Eurotiomycetes; Eurotiales; Aspergillaceae
Exons: 3
Coding region: 1-1155 (384 amino acids)
Biological process (GO): mitotic sister chromatid segregation
Cellular component (GO): spindle midzone; chromosome, centromeric region; chromosome passenger complex
Source: RefSeq, a predicted model, not a curated record
AUGGCUUCUCCAACUAAACGCAAGUCUCCCGACGCAGACCACGACGCGUACCCUAGCGACGAUGCCAGAACACCCACCGAUGCUCCUCCUCACAAGAAGCUGCGGAUAACUCGAAGCCAGAAGCAGGCCCUAAUGGAUAAUCUGCAACUAGAGAUCACAGAACGAGCUCGCAAGCUUCGCGCACAAUACGCUCUCCAGGCACAUGAUCUGCGGUCUCGAAUCGAAAGGCGCAUUAACCGUAUUCCCAUCGCACUUCGAAAGGCCAAAAUGGGUGAAUUACUUGAGAAGCACAAUAACUCUCUCCGAAUGCAACAGACCGCCCUGUCCCCCAAGAAGCACGCCAGUCCCGGCAAAGGAACGCGGAAUCUCACGUCUGCCUCAGUCAAACGCGGAAAACAAAGUGUCUCUACUGCAAGCCCAAGCACGCGUAGAGUAAAAAGGCAAAGUCACGAGGGACUCUAUUCGGACAAGGAAAACGCGCCUGCUGCAGGUGACUCCCUUGACGUGCUCAAAAAUCCCAAGAGGCGUGCCAACCCGGCCGGCACUUCACGCGUCGUUUCCCAGGAGGUCCGAGGCGCAGAUUACCGGAUCCUCUCUCCAAAAUCUCUGAACUCCAGAACGUAUCCGCAAUCACCGUUCCGUGCCUCUCCCGAGAAGCCUCAUAACUCAUCGUAUCUCUCUCGUCCCAUGUCGCCCUUGAAACCAUCCAGUCCCCUCAAAUCGACGUCAGCCAGUGCAGCAGGGAACGCGGAUAAUGCACGGUCGCGGACCACGAAAGCUAAUACAACUACUACAAGGGACAUGAGGCCACCGUCUCAAGCUAAGAGACCCGCCAGCCGAGCUGCCACGACAACAAAGAAUGUCCGAUCUCCCUUCUCCCGCCCUGCCACCCAACUCGACCGCAGAGGGAGCAUCUCUUCCACCGCUUCCUCGGGUACCACAGUGAUCAAGCCAGGCAGAGCAGGAACGGGUACUAGGAAAGCAACCACUGCAUCUUCUGCCAGUGCUCCCGUUAAGAGGACAACGGUCGCCCGCAACCAAGCGCCUUCCGUGGCCGCCAAAAGAAGCACCGCUUCUGCGACGAGAAAGGCCACUGCUCCCGCAGGAGGUGAAGCGUCAGCCACGGGACGCCGAGUCUUGCGCAAGCGAGCGUAA